This is a messenger RNA of Nyctereutes procyonoides (raccoon dog), 4259 nucleotides long. It is a transcript of the gene ELOVL7, whose product is annotated as ELOVL fatty acid elongase 7. Gene Ontology annotation, cellular component: endoplasmic reticulum membrane; endoplasmic reticulum. Lineage: Eukaryota; Metazoa; Chordata; Mammalia; Carnivora; Canidae. The transcript has 8 exons. The record is from RefSeq and is a predicted model, not a curated record. Gene Ontology annotation, biological process: fatty acid elongation, monounsaturated fatty acid; fatty acid elongation, polyunsaturated fatty acid; very long-chain fatty acid biosynthetic process. Gene Ontology annotation, molecular function: fatty acid elongase activity. Bases 1088 to 1933 code for a protein of 281 amino acids.
GAGAAACAGAUUCCCCACUGAAUGGAGAGCCCAAAGUGGGACUCAAUCCCAGGACUCUGGGAUUGUGACCUGAGCUGAAGGCAGAACUUAAUUGACUGAGCCACCUAGGAGCCCCUCCUCUCACCACUUUAUAAGGAAGUACUUUUCACCUGAAUUUUCAAUAGAGAGGUUUUUUGGUUUUUGGUUUUUUGGAGAGGUGAUUCUAGACAUUAUCAGCAGAAGGAGAGAAAGGAGGCAGCCAGUAUAGGAUGUGUUAAUGAAAAUGAUACUCUCACACAGCUACAGGCACCUGGGCUUCACUCCCACUGGAUUAUGCCUCAAAGUUGUCCUAGCACCUAAGGGGUAAAGAGGUGGAAUGUUCGUUGGGACAUGAGCAUGUAGAUAAUUUCUUAAUAACAUGUUAAAGUGUUUUGGCUUGGAAAGAACCUUUGCGAUCAUUUAGGCCAACUUUCUCUUUGACAGAUGAGGAACCUGAAGCCCAGUGAGGCCAAGUCAUUUAAGCCACAGCCACAGGCCUGUUUAUCAUCCUGGGGCCAGAAACAAAUUCUCCUUAUCAGAGUCCAAGUGCCUUACUAGCCUAUUCAUUUUUUUUCUUUAUUAGGCUUAAUUCUGGACAUGCCCUUACUACUGAAUUUUGAAGUUUCUAAAUUGCCCCAGCCUGUCUUUGUCUACAAAUAACAAUAUUGAUUACUCCCUAUACCUUACUGUAGAAUAUGAAUGGGGCAAGGAUUAUGUUUCCCCCAUGUUACAUGUGGAAAACCUAAAGCUCAAAGCAAUACAAUGAUAUCCUCAUGCCUAUGGAUUAUAAAACUUAAUCCUGAGCGAUAAUUGAAAAUGUAAAGGAAUAAAAAUGUAUUAUCUUAGCAAAGAUGCCUGAACCAUCCAGCUCAAGCCAUGUUGUCUCAUGGAGCAAUCCCUUCCUGUGCUCGUUCUCUUUCUUUAGUCCACUGCUCGGCUGGGCACUCACUGAAAAAUCUGCCAACCUCCAACCAUUGGUCUUCACCAUGUCAUCCAUAGAGCAAGCAUGGUUGUUAGUCAUCUCCUUAUGACCAGAACGCAGUGUAAGAGCCAGUAAAUCCUGUGGAAAAUGGCCUUCAGUGAGCUUACAUCAAGAACUGUACGUCUUUAUGAUAAUUGGAUCAAAGAUGCUGAUCCAAGAGUUGAAGACUGGCUCCUUAUGUCCUCACCUCUGCCACAAACCAUCAUCCUGGGACUCUAUGUCUAUUUUGUCACUUCUCUAGGACCAAAGCUCAUGGAGAAUCGAAAGCCCUAUGAACUCAAGAAAGCGAUGAUAACGUACAAUUUCUCCAUAGUACUCUUUUCUGUGUAUAUGUGUUAUGAGUUUGUGAUGUCUGGCUGGGGCACAGGUUAUUCAUUUCGAUGCGAAAUUGUUGACUACUCACAGUCACCUUCAGCACUGAGGAUGGCACGCACCUGCUGGCUUUAUUACUUCUCCAAAUUUAUUGAGCUGUUAGAUACUAUCUUUUUUGUUCUGCGUAAGAAAAAUAGCCAAGUGACUUUCCUGCAUGUCUUCCAUCAUACCAUCAUGCCAUGGACCUGGUGGUUUGGAGUCAAAUUUGCCGCAGGUGGUUUGGGAACAUUCCAUGCCUUUCUAAAUACAGCUGUACAUGUAGUCAUGUAUUCCUACUAUGGGCUGUCUGCACUGGGACCAGCCUUCCAGAAGUAUCUGUGGUGGAAAAAAUAUUUGACAUCAUUACAACUUGUCCAGUUCAUUAUUGUCACCAUCCAUAUAGGCCAGUUCUUUUUCAUGGAAGAUUGCAAGUACCAGUUUCCAGUCUUUCUGUACAUCAUUAUGAGUUAUGGGUGCAUCUUUCUGCUGCUCUUUCUCCAUUUUUGGUACCGUGCUUACACCAAAGGCCAGAGGCUGCCCAAAACUGUGAAAAACGGAAUCUGCAAAAACAAAGAUCAUUGAAAUGCAGGCACAACGUGAAUCUAUAAAUGAGACUGGUAUCUUACUUUCCUUGACAAUCAAGAGCUAUUUCCAUGUGAAGUGCAUUUUGUAUAUUUUUCAAAACCAAGAGCUUGUAUUUUUAUGAUAAGUUAUUGGGGUUUCUGAUAUUUGAGAGCCAAAGCUCCCAGAUAACAGAGUCUAAUUAGAGCCUAAAGCAGGCAGUUUUUCAGCUGCUUUUAAACUUAAUCUAAAGGUUUUAUUUAAUACAUUUUGUUACAGUGAAAGGAGGAUAUGAAACAGUAUAGUACUUUUCAAAGAAGUUCGGUAUAGAUGAAAAAUAUCAUUAGAUAUUUUGAACACAGACAGAGAUCCAUGCUCUACUAUAGAUUCCUUCUACCAACUCUGAAAUUCUAACUGUGGGUCUGGCUUUGUUGCUUGGUGAUUAUAUUCAGAAGACACUCUGUUUACUCUAGAGUUAUUCUAAAGAGCUAACACUGGUGAACAUUAAGUGAAUUUUUGAUAAGUUGUCAUUUAACAUCACUAACAGUAAUUUUUAAUGGAUCUCUUGUGUAGCUACCAAUAGUUCUGCUAGUAAGACUUCCCUACAGCACUUUUGUUGUAUAUACUGUUUGGAAGUAACAGUUCUUUCGGUUAGUACAUCAAUGCAUAUGACACUAAGGUUAGGUUAAUAUUUUGAAAACAAGAUGAUUUGUUCUGUGGCUUAAUGAACACUGUGCUGUUAGUAUUUUAUAGUUAACUUUGUAUAUGUCUGGAAGGAAGUGAAAUUUGUCAAUGGAAAAAGUAGGCUGUAGCUCAGUGGGAAAAAUCUGUGGUCUGUUGUAUGUUACAAUGUCACUUUCUCAUAUUGUCUUGGCUUAAAGGAUUAUCUGGUUAAAUAUGUUUUGGUGAGGUAUAUAAAUGUUCAUAUCAUUAGCACACUACAAGGACUCUUAAAUCAUAAAUGAUUUCGGACUUCCCAUUAUAAUAGUUUCCAGAGAUGGGUUAGAGUCAUUUGUGAAGCAACUGGAAGCAAAUGGUGGCACAGAAAUUCUCUAGGGACUACUUGGUUAUGUAAGGGUCUCUAAAUAGAGGAGAAAGAGAGAGGCCAUUUAAUAGUUGUUAUAGAUACAGUGCAUGGAAAGCCAUUGCCCAGAAUUAUGAAUUAAUAACCUGGAUUUAUAUAAACUAUAUAAUGAAGACCUGAAACUCAUUUUUGCUUAGUUUUGUUUCUUCACAAUUACUGCUUUCUAAAAUUCUCUUGUUCUCACGUUUUCUUGUUGGCAAACCAAAAAUACUGGUCCAUAGAGUUUUGGCCCAGAAGCAAUGAUAUUUGGACAUUUCUGAAUUUUUCCCUAUUGCUUUCAUUCUUGUUAUAUUUGUACUCAAUUUUGAAGAACUACUUAUGCUUAUAUGACUUUAAACAAUUAGUCCUUAUGGGCCAUAGUUAUGUAACACACAGUGAUAACAUUGUACAUCAAAACUAAAGUUGUUCAUCCUUGUAAACUCCUGUAGUUAGGCAUAUCACCCCAAACAUUUAAUCUAUACCAUGGCCUCUUCUCUCACACUUACCAGAUUUAUAAGGCUAUUUGCCUGUAAGUGACCUUUACUUAUUUCACUUGCUUACAAUAUGAGAAGAUGAGAGUUGAUAAAGGGGGAAAUAUCUUAUUUUUCUUAAGUAAAAAAAUUAACAGAAAGCAGAAUUAAAAGAACAGCAGCUAUAAUUAUUUAUCUGAGGGUCUCAGGGUUCCUUAACUCUUUUCCCAUUUUAGCUCUUCACAGCCAGCCAACCUAUGCUAAAAUGAGACGGUGUCCUAGGUACUUUACUCAAUGCACACAACUCCCAAAGACCCAAGCAGGGUAAAGACCAAAAGGAAGCCCAAAGAAAAGAUGGGCCAGGAGAGUUUGGUUUUCAUAAUAGUUUCUGCCCUGCAUUGUACAACCUGUUGUAACCUUCCUGUUGUCUUUAAGAUGUCUGAUUUGCUUGUGAACUAACAGCAACAUGUGAUGGAACCAUGUUCUAAAUGAUGUGACUAGAAGUGGAGAGCUGGAACAUUACAUGAAAAGAAAUCACAACUAGCACAAGUAUCCUCCAUAUACACAUCAUUAGAUCAAAAUGAAUAUCACUGGAUGUAGGUUGUACAUGGACAUUGUCUUAUUAAAGGGCUCUGUGGGUCACACAGAGUUUCUGUUAAGGUUUCAUCCACUUUUCAGGACUUUAUUGCCUUUAGAUUUGCUUACGUAACAAAGAGACCAGUUAAAAAACCUGGUUUACAACAUGAAGUUCUAUGAAUCCUUGAAAACCUAUGUCUGUGCUGUAAAUAAAUACAGAUACAAAAUUUUAAAUGUC